AGGUUUCCUGAAAGACGAUACAAAGGAGGUCAUGCUACCUUAGAGACUUCAUAUCGAUACUGCUUUAAUUCACAGAGGAGACAUGGACUCCCGAUCCCAGCAGGUCCCCUUUAUGCAACAGCCACCCACAAGUAGAGACAAAAGAAUCCUUAUUUGUGCAAUUUAGCAUAGUCGUCUUGUCCUCAGCAGUGUUAGGCUGAUUAGCUUCUGGCAAUGAUGUGGCUAGAUUCUCUGUGGUUUAUAAACUAACCAAAUAUAUUCAUUUCCCUAUUAUGCAUGAAUAAACAAAUAGAAGCUCCAGUGCUGUUUGUCUUAUCAGCUGUUCAGAACUUGCUUAGGCCCAGCCACAAAGUAGAAUAUCAAAAUAAGCUUUUCUUUUUUUUAAUUUUAAACAAGAAAAAAAAAGGAAAGUAGUUUUAAAGAAGUCAAUUUUAUUUUCAUUUUGUAAUUUCUAAUUUUUUUAAUGCAAGUCUUGCAUUUCUUCAGUUCGUAAACAUUCAGACAUCCUGAUUCCUAACAGAACAAAGCCUGUGUGUUAACCUGAAUACUUUUUUUUUUUUUUUUUUGCUAACCGGGGGGAUUUUUAACUUUCGGGUCAUAGCAGUUUAAUUACAUGCUAAAGGAUACAAACACUAAGCAAGUGGUCAAUGAUGUAUCUUAUGAAACAGAUGAUUUAACCUGUGAAAUGAGUGUUGGGUUGCUUUUGUAUAAGAACUGAAAUUUGAUAAAAAUGAGAGUCGCCAUUUUUAAUAGCUUAAAACCAUUUUAGCAAUGCUGGAUAGGUAGGCAAACAUGAGAUGUAACACCAGUAGUUUUUAAACGGUUUGUGUUUUUUGCAGGUUUUUGUUUUCUGCUUUUAAACAAAAGGAAGGAUCAUUUAUAGAUAAUCGAACUGCUUGCCGGUUGUCCUUCUGCUCGUGAUUUCAUCUGCUUUGUGUGUCCAUUUUUUAGAUAGUGGGAAGCAAAAUAGCUUUUUGGCUUUCCCUAUCCCAGUCAGUUCCUCGACUUAGAAUUAGUAAGUAAAUAAAUAGAACUAAGUUAAAUAACUUAUCCUUGCAUCCUCCUGCCUUUUGAUUCUGUACGACAGACUUCUAUCGACAAAGCCCAAAAGAUUUUUCUGCCCAAAAUCAGGAAUGAGUGAAUCAUUCUUUUUCUUCCAGAAGUUUGCAUUAACAAACGGCAACUGGAAAGUGUGUAAGAGCUGAUUUGUCUUUUAAGAUGAGAGAAGCCAGCGUAUUGCAUUUCUCAUUCAUAAUCCCCUUCGGUAAUCCUAAUCCAUUUCAGAUCUGUGGCCUUUCUUAAGCAUCACAUGGGAGGGUUCUUAAGGCUGCUCAAAACAACUGUGCAGUAAAUAAAUUGAAAGGUCUGCACUUGUUGCAGAACACCACACACGUCUUGUGCUGCAAGUGCUAAAAGAGAUGGGAGUUUCCAUUGAGUGGCCAAGGGAACAGCUUACUUGAGAACUUAGAUCUCUGAGGAGGACUUUCUGAAUCAAACCAAGUAAAUCACUUCAAAGAUUAUUGAUCACUUUGAGAAUUGAAUGCUGGUUAUGUAAGCAUAUAAACAAACAAAAAAUCUAAAAAAAAAAGUGGAGCGCUUCUAUGCUGUUUAUCCUUAAAUUAGAAAUUGGUAGCAAGGUAAGUUGUAUUUUUCAUUUUGUUUUUCUCUGUAACAGUUUUGUGUGCAGAAGUAGUUACUAAGCACUCAUAGUUUGAGGUGAAAUAUCCUUUUUUGUAUGUCAAACUAUGUAAAAUUAUUGGGAGUUUUCUAAUUGAAAUUCUCUUUUUUGGCAUUGCAGUAGCUGUUCAGGUGCAGAGGUCAGUGCAUGUAUAAAAUAAAAUUAGCUUCACCUUCUGUUUCCAGCUAUGAGCAGCGCUGAGUCGGAUGUACACACAGGACAUAGGUAUUUACCCUAGGAAGUAAAGGCAGGAUCAUCACUUCCCCUAGUGCUAGCUAGCAUCUUUAUUCUUGUGAGACUUUAUUUGGAAUUACUAUUUUUUUUUUAUUCAUUGGUAGCUCUUAAAUGACCUGUUGCCUUUUUUCUUUUAGCAGAGCCUAAAUUUAUUUCCUUCUGCCACCCAUUUUUUUCACUGUUUUUUCCUAGUAAAGUCUCAUCAAAUCUGUCUUGUCCCCUCAUUGUCUUCCAGAUUCAUCUCUUCAGUUGUCCAAAUGUCUGUAACAUUGUCAAGACGGUGGGGAUUCUGUUGAGUACGUGAAGUGUGUCGUCUUUCCUAGGAGCCGUGGUUUUUUUGGAGUUAGCUCUUUGCCGUGCCAAAGCAAUCUGGUGCUCCUUGCAAAGGCCUUUGGUUCAUGUGGAUGGAGCACCAAAUUCUGUGCAGAUCUGUACUCUGAGCAAGCUCAGUGAUGUGAUGGAAUGUGUAGAACUUGACUCAAAAUGGUUUCACUUGUUUUGGUUUUGAAGGAGUUAAAAAUAAUAGUCGUGGUAAGCCAGGAAAUUUCCUUAGGCUUUUUUUUUUCUUUUUGGUUUUGGGGUGUGGGUUUUUUUCCUAAGUUGACAGAAAUGGAUUUGUGCAGGUCUUCCCUUAAUCAGUUUUAUGUCUUUUUAUGUCCUUUAAUCAGUUUUAUGCUUGUGUUUAUUGCAAAAGUGAGUAUAUCAUCCCUUUGCCUUAGGAGUACAUAUAGAGUAGGGAUGUUAGAAACUUCUGGCUUUUGGGGCUAACUGGUGAGCAGGGAAAGUGCAUCUUCUCUGUGUGUGUGUGUGGUCUCCAAUUGAAACAUUAAGCUUUGUUCUGUUAGUUGUCUACAUCUGUGUGCCACUCUGCCUCCACACUUUCUGGUGGCAUUUAACUCCUGGCCUGAUGUAAGCAGAUAUAGCAGGUUUUAUCACCUUGCUUUACUUCCAUAUACGUUUGCCAGGGGAUGCACCUUGCAGCAUUGUGUCCCAGUGGAAAGUCAUGAGCUGAGGCUGAGAUGCAUAUGCAUGUGCUGCAACUUCCCCAAAAGUUUGGGGAAAGCCCGUCGCAGAGGGCUUUUAACUGGACUAAACAAAACGUAGGCAUGUCUCCAGCUGGGGAACGGUGGCUGAGAGGAAGGUGAGAAAGGAGCGGGUAGCUGGCUGCUUCCCAGAUGCACUGUUCUAUCUCAACUGUUGUUUAGUAUAACCUAUAUUUGAGGUGAUGCCACUGCUGAAUUUUCUCAAGUCUUCCAGGCUGCAUCUUUUUGGGCCCCUGUUCCUUUUUCUUCUUUUUCUCGCCAGAGGUUUUAAGGUAGGGGAGAGGUGCAUUUCACUGUUGGGUGGAUGAGGAAGGAUCAGAGGUGCUGAGCAGUUGAGCCGGCUCUAUUUCUUCCUCGCUCCUCCCACCCUUGAAGCAGGUUUGAUAUUGUUGGAGUCUCCAGUUUAUUGCUGUGCACUGCUUUGGUCAGGCCUCUGUCCUCAGAAGAGUCUGAGGGUAAGGAGGUGGAAAAAUUUGCAGAUGCAGGAAUUGCUUGGGAGAGACUUGUUGACAGACUCUUGAGGACAAGAGAAAGAGGUAGGUGAUAUUGCCUAGGUGAUAUUGCCUGUGCUUGCUCUCUGCAGUUGCACCUAUAGCACAUUAGUACUGGGCUGUACCUAUACCUGGAUGGCCACAAUUUAUGUUUUAAGUAGAGCUGUGAAAAAUUAACAAAUGCUUCUUUAUGUUUUGGGGGGGAAGGGAAAUGAGACAAAGUUUUAUUCUGUGCCUCCAAAGGUGGUUUCAGAGAGAUGUUGAAAUUUUCAUCUCGAAAAAACUCCCGAGAUCACGUCUUAUCAGGCAGUACUCCUGAACACAUCCUAGGCAAGCCAGGUACCUGGCUCUGUACUUGAGCACUUGCUUAAAUUUUGUUCUCCAUUUUUAGGAGUGAUCUGGCAGUGUUGCAGUUCCUGAAAAAGGAGUUUUUUUUCUCAUGGUUACAUUUUUAGAGGUACCUUUAAAAGGUGCUUUUCUCUUCUGAAAAGCUGACGCAUCUGGCUUUCAUUGAAACCAGUAGUGCUGCUGAGGAACCUGAUACUAAAGAUACAGCUAGGCACACAGACUCCCAUUAGUGUCUGGGGUACGUCUUUGGGGUCAGUUCAUCUGAAAGGAAUCCGUUUCAUGCAGUUUCGGAGUGCUCUGCCAUCUAUACCAGGAUGCAGUAAGCGGAGGUCAUUGGGGGUGUUUGUUUCUAAAAUACACUCCUCAUACAAGCUAAUAAUCAUUCAUGUCAUUGCUUCUCUGAAUAGCUAAUACUUGUUGAAAUAUUCAGAUUUCUCUCUUUGGGAAGAUACUUUUAUUUGGAUAUCCAAAUGUGGAUUUAUAAGCUGAUGCUCAGAAACUCUUGGCUUGAAAAUUCAUAAGGUUUUUCCUGAAAUGGGAUUUGCCUUGUGUAGGGGGGGAACAAACAAGAGCCUCAAAUGCUAGGUAUUCUGAUUUUUGUGUGUGAUUGUCCUUUUGGGUGCUUACUAACUUGGAAAGUUGUCAGAGUACCCGCAUUAAGCAUGAAGACCAUAAACUACCAAAUGUAGUAAUUUGGGCAUAAUUCAGCGGUGGUUUCAGCCAUUUUUAGGCCUCAGUGAAAUGAAAUAAUGGUGUUAUGAAUAAACCCUACAGUGACUGGUAUUUUGUUGGCAGCAUUGCUAAGUAUCAUGUUGCUUCAUCUGAUUAAUGUGAAGAUGCCAUUGUACAAUUCAGCUUUCUGGGCAAGGCAGAGAAUUUCAGCAUUUCAUCCUACUUGGAAACCUCGUGGGCUGAAGUGUUAUUUAGCAGGGUCUGCAUCCAACUGAACACUCUGGCUAGCUAUGUCAUUCCCUUGCAAGGUGAGCUGGGCAAGUCAUUUCCUCCUGCAACCUCUCAGUUUCUGCACCUAUGAAAUAAUACUCCAGUCCCCUUUGCCAAGUCUUUGAGCACCUCUGAUUUUGAAACGGUUUGCUGUUGUGAUGAUCAUUUCACCCUGUGCUUCCUGCAGUAAGCACAGAAUUUCCAGUUGAUCUAGUCUUACCUGCUGACACAGAUGAACUGUGAUUUUAGACUUUCCUUCCUAUUCUUAUUUGAUGUUUGAUACUGGAUUUUUGUAGCCUGUAUUUUUGCAGUUCUUGUGUCUUUCACAAGACCAAAAUGGAUUAUCUUCCUGCACAAUGUGCACAUGUACCUUACACAGUACUGGUCAGAUUCCUUCAAUUAGCAUUUGUGCUGAGAAAGGUGUGAGAUAGGUGGAAUGAGACUGAAGUAGGCAAGGGGGUUGCAGGAAGUGGGAAAAGGAGGAGAAGGGCUGUAUUCUCUGCUGGGGAGAAGUGCCCCUGCAGUCUCAUUCUCUUGACCCUUCAAAAUCCUUUGAGAUGUGGUCUCCUGCUAGCAUAGGACUUACCAUUUUUACAGCUGAUUCGUUCUUUCCUUUCUCAGCCUUUCUCUCUCUCUCCUUACCCCCCCCACCCCGAGUGUCAGAAUAAGAAUCCACAGUUACUGUGUGAUACAGCGUGGGACUGCUCUGGCAGUAGUACGUGGUGCUUUGUGUUCCCUCUGUGUUUUUUUUCCAAAGGAAACAUGUCUGAGAGUGAAAGAAGGAAUGUGCUGGUUCUUUUUUGGUUUUUCUCAAAGUGCGAGUUUUCAGAAUUUGACCUAUUCUUGAAACACGAUCCGUUCGCUCUGGGUAGAGCUGUCUUUGCAACAGUGAGAUUGAAAGAAGUCUGGCUGUCCUGUCCUGUUACGCUGGCAAGGUUCUGAGCAACUGAUUGAUGGUAUAAUACACCCCCACGCUCAAGCAGAUCUGCGAGGUGAAGAAAAGCAGUGUUUAUUUAACAAAGCUGAUUAUUUUCUUAUGACAGCUAAUUGUCAUUUUAGACUUAUCUCCACUCCAGCUGUGGAACUGCAAAUAGAUUUAAGUACCAUCUGUGUGUUCAUCCCUCAUAAUUAGAGUUAUCCUUCAUAGAGGGGUAUAUGCUUGCAUAUUUGUCUGCAAAUCUUGAAAUGAGUGUUAAUGAAGCCACUUAGUUACUUUUUUGCUUCCAGAUUAGUACUGAAAAACUUGAUUUUUUUUCUAUACAGUGUGUGAAUGCCUCCAACAUGCAGUUGCGUGCAGUAAUUUAGCACCUUUUACUUUCAUCUAGUCCCUUCAAUUGUGCAUGAGGAAGGGGGGAAGCAGGGAGAUUGGGAGAUGUAAUCUGCUCAGAGCGUGGCUAACAACUUAUCUACAUACAGAUUUUUCUUCUCCCCCCCCAGUCUGAAAAUGUGAGUAUUCCACCCCCCCUUUUUUUUUGUCUGAAUCGAGCUUAUUUUAGUCUAGCAUUUGAAAUGACAGUCCAGGUCACCAUAUUGCUAUGUUACUAAAAGUUUAGGUUUGGGAGCCUAAAAUUAGGCAUGUGAAGCAUUGUGAGAAUACAUGAAUGCCUGAUUUAUACAUCUACUGUACAACUACAGUACCUAAAUAUGUAAUCUUUGAUUUUUUCAUAUAACUAGCAAAGGUGCUGUAAUUAUUACUAUUCUCAUAGCUGACUUGAAAUUUAGAAGAGUAGGACAGAAAUCACCCUAUCAGAUAGAAGACAACAAAGUAGGGAAAAACCUGGUAGUAGUAGAUAUACUUGGGCACAAGACAGGCCAUCUGCUUGGUGAUCUUAAUAAGUGUUAAUAUGUUUAAUUAUAGACUCCCAGCAUUGUGAGACACGGUGCAACUGGUUUGAUUUUGACUGAAUGCUCUUUCCUGCAUCCCUUGCAUGGUUUUGGUGAUACUGGGUCAGUCUGCAGUGCUGUAGGAGUACUGGCUGGAGAACAUGGGAUCCAGUAGUUCUGUAAAUGCCAACUUCAAGUACGCCCUGCAGAAGUCUGAAAACGCUUUCAAGGCAGCUGUCUUGAUCCAAAGGUGGUAUCGGCGCUACGUCGCUCGCCUGGAAAUGCGCCGGCGGUGCACCUGGAGAAUAUUUCAAUCCAUUGAGUAUGCCUGCGAGCAGGAUCAGAUCAAGCUUCACGACUUCUUCAGUUACCUCAUGGACCACUUCACGCCAAGCAGCAGUAAAGAACGAGAUUUCAUCAGUCGCAUGUUCAUAAGUGGGGAAAGCUUCAAAGAAGUGGAGCUGGAAAAAUACUGUGAUUAUGAAUCCAUGGAGGUGCCAGACUCCUACACUGGACCCCAUCUCUCCUUCCCACUCCUUCCUGACCAUGCAACUGCCUUGCUGGAAGCUUUCAAACAGAAACAACAGCUUCAUGCUCGCUAUGUCUUAAACCUUCUUCAUGAGACCAGGAAGCACCUCAAGCAGUUGCCAAACAUCAGUCACGUCUCCACCUGCUAUAGCGAGGAGGUCACUGUGUGUGGAGACUUGCAUGGCCAGUUGGAUGACUUGUUCCUCAUAUUUUAUAAGAAUGGCCUUCCUUCCCCUUCCAAGUCCUAUGUGUUCAAUGGGGACUUUGUAGACAGAGGCAAACAGUCCCUUGAGAUCCUGAUUGUCCUCUUUACCUUCCUCUUGGUCUAUCCAAAUGAGGUUCAUCUCAACCGUGGGAACCAUGAGGACCACAUGGUCAACUUACGCUACGGUUUCACCAAGGAAGUCAUGCAGAAAUACAAGGUGCAUGGAAGGAAAAUCUUGAAGAUGAUACAGAAUGUCUUCUGCUGGCUACCCUUGGCCACCCUCAUUGAUCAGAAAGUCCUGAUUAUACAUGGGGGCAUCUCUGAUACCACUGACCUGGACAUGCUUGAGAAAAUUAAAAGGCACAAAUUUGUUUCUGUACUGAGAGGGAAGAAAAGAAAGGAGUCAAAUAGAAAUGUGGAAAUACAGGAAAUAAAUGGGGAGAGCAAAGCAGAUGCCUCCCCAGCAGCGCAUGACACAGCAACCGGUCCAUCCCCGGAGCCCCGGCCGGCCCAGGCUCCCAGCAUGACCAACAGGCUGGAGUUCUCCAAGUGGGUCCGGCAGACAGUGCAGGAGCAAAUCGAGUGGUGCCGCCGGCUGGCGGACAUCAGCGAUUCGGAGGAGGAGGAGGAGCUCACCUCCUCCAGCUGUGUCUCCAUGGCUGACUUGGAUGCGCCGUGCUGGACUCGCCAGGAGGAGCAGAAGCAGAUUUUAGACAUUCUCUGGAGUGAUCCCAUGCCUCAGGAGGGCUGCAGAGAAAAUACAGUGCGAGGUGGUGGCUGCUACUUUGGGCCUGAUGUGACAGAGAAGAUCCUCGAGAAGUACAGCUUGCAGUUCCUUAUCCGCUCCCACGAGUGCAAGCACGAGGGCUACGAGUUUUGUCACAACCGGAAGGUUCUGACCAUUUUUUCAGCCUCAAACUAUUACGAGAUUGGCAGCAACAGGGGAGCUUAUGUGAAACUGGGGCCGGACCUGGUCCCCCAUUUUGUUCAGUACCAAGCGAACAAGACAGCCCAUACUCUCACCAUGACCCAAAGAAUCAGCCGAGUAGAGGAGUCAGCUUUUCGAGCCUUGCGGGAAAAGCUCUUUGCUCACACGUCAGGCCUCAUCAGUGCAUUCAAGGCCUACGAUAAGGAUGGUACAGGAAGGAUCACGCUGAGCAACUGGGCGACAGCCGUGGAAUCUGUCUUGCGUCUGGGAUUGCCGUGGCGAAUGCUGCGACCGCAGCUGGUGCGCAGCACGGCAGACGGCCUGCUGGAGUACAAAUCCUGGCUCGAGGACUUGGCCGUGGAGCAGCGGAGCCAAGAGCACAUCCAGUCGGGCUUGCUGGAAGUCAUUUAUCGAAACAGAUCCAACUUGGAGACCAUAUUCAGGAUCAUAGACAGAGAUCAUUCAGGCCUCAUCUCAUUUGAGGAAUUUCACCAAACCUGGAAGCUGUUCAGCUCCCACAUGAACAUUGAACUCACGGACGAUGGCAUCAAUGACUUAGUUCGCAGCAUUGAUUUCAAUAAGGACGGAAACAUCGACUUCAACGAGUUCCUAGAAGCCUUCCGCCUUGUGAAGCAGUCGCAGGAGUGAGAAGAGAGCAGCGCUCCUGUCAGCCCUCGCUGGAUCGCCACGUCCAAUGCCUUGACUGUCUACGAAGCUUUCUACCUAACCGCAGAAUGUGCCUGCAGAUGCGAAGCCGUGUAGGGAAAGGGAGGUCAGGUACAUGUAGCAUGUCUCCGAUGAAAGCAGUGAUUACCCCAGUAAACAGAAGCGUUCUAUUUUGAGAAGGUAACUGGUAAAAUAGGUAAGCUGCACUUCAGUUCUGACAAUUUUUGAAAAAGGACCUGUGUUUUGAGUAGAUAUCUCCACUCAGAGGAAAUUGCAAUUUAAUCUCUCUUGGGAAUGCAUGUGAUGAUGAUACUUUUACAGGUCUAUUCAAAUUUAGUAAAAUAGGAGUAAGACUGUUUCUUGUAGGCCCUGUUUUGACAACUAUUAGACUACAGCCUUCUCCUUAAUAAACAAUUUUUUCAAUUGC
Dromaius novaehollandiae (emu) is the source of this 9314-nucleotide messenger RNA. It is a transcript of the gene PPEF2, whose product is annotated as protein phosphatase with EF-hand domain 2. Gene Ontology annotation, biological process: detection of stimulus involved in sensory perception; negative regulation of MAPK cascade. The transcript has 16 exons. The record is from RefSeq and is a predicted model, not a curated record. NCBI's taxonomy places the organism in Eukaryota, Metazoa, Chordata, Aves, Casuariiformes, Dromaiidae. Bases 6722 to 8869 code for a protein of 715 amino acids. Gene Ontology annotation, molecular function: Hsp90 protein binding; manganese ion binding; iron ion binding.